UGGUGACUUAAGUUUCAGCUUCUUCUUCGAAGGGACGACUCCUUUGUGGCACUCGCGUUUUUCUAUUGUUAUUCCACAGAUAACUCAACAAAUUCAGUUCUCCUUUCAAGUAAACAGUGUUAACCGUCUGCUCUAUUUAGCGAUAGGUAAUAAAAUACCGUAAACCGAAACUUUGUUACACUUGAGCAGUGAUAUCUUGAAAAGUGCCAAAAGCGCCAACUCCGAACCAGUUUCCCGCCCUUGAAGAUCAUCCAGGGAAAAUGUCUUGCUCAAUCGCAAACUCGUGCGCAACGAAGACAGGAGUGUCCGGGAAGCCUGCGCGGCCCGUCCGCGAGGCGACGAAGCGGAGCAUCCUCAUGUGCCGGCCGACGUUCUUCACGGUGGCCUACAAGAUCAACCCGUGGAUGGACCCGGAAGCCGGCGUGGACCAGACGAAGGCGCUGAAGCAGUGGCAGCGUCUCUACGACGUCUACCAGGAGCUGGGCUUCGACGUCCACCUGGUCGACCCUCUGCCCGGUCUCCCGGACAUGGUCUACGCGGCCAACGGCGGCCUCGUCCUGGGCAACGUCGCCUACGGCGCCAAGUUCCUCCACCCGGAGCGCCACGCCGAGGGCCCCGCUUACAUGGCCUGGUUCCGCAAGCACGGUCUCAAGGUCGCCGAGCCGCGCGAGACCAACGAGGGCCAGGGCGAUUUCCUCCCCGUCGGUGACGUCAUCCUCGCCGGAACCGGUUUCCGCACCAACCCUCGCUCCCACCAAGAGGUGGCCCGUGUUUUCGAUCGCGAAGUGGUAACACUAAAGCUAGUCAACCCCCGGUACUACCACCUGGACACAGCGCUGACGGUCCUGGACCGCGAACCUGUCGACGCGUCUUCGCCGUGCAUCGCCUACCUGGAGUCGGCCUUCGACGAGGAGUCGCUGGCCAUCCUCCGGGACCGGUUCCCGAACGCCAUCCUGGCCACGGAGGAAGACGCGGCCGUUUUCGCCAUGAACGUCUACAGCGACGGCUACAACGUGGUCAUCCCUUCGCGGGCCAAGACCUUCGGGCGGCAGUUGAGGGAGCAUGGCUACAACCCCAUCUCCGUCGAUUUGAGCGAGCUUCUCCUCGGAGGAGGCUCCAUCAAAUGCUGCACCCUGGACCUCCACCCCGAGCUCUCUACGGCCAGCAGACACAUCACCCGGAUUUCUUCCUGAUUUGUCAUUUCGCAAACAAGAAAGACAUUUCAAAUGGCUGACUCUUCCGGAUCUCAUUUAUUUAAGCAACUGACUUAAUAUUGUGGCACCCACCAACUCUCAGUCUUUCCAGAAGCGUCGACUAGAAAACCGAUGUGCGUUUGAACUUUGAGUUCAAAGAAAUGUAAAUAAUAUUUCAAAUAAUAUAAUAAUAUUCACGCCCUUAUUUCCAACGAAGUAUUCAGUGCUUCAUAAAAUUUAAAAAAACAAAUUUUCGACACAAAUGUCGCGUAUAAAUAUAUAAAUAUGAUGUGUAAAUACUAUAAA
Messenger RNA from Bemisia tabaci, 1499 nucleotides. RefSeq names its product N(G),N(G)-dimethylarginine dimethylaminohydrolase. The record is from RefSeq and is a predicted model, not a curated record. Lineage: Eukaryota; Metazoa; Arthropoda; Insecta; Hemiptera; Aleyrodidae. Gene Ontology annotation, molecular function: arginine deiminase activity.